AUGAACACAACAACGAACGGAUCAAGCCUCUGCUUCACGCUUAUUAAUAAUCCUGCAGCGGCAAAAAUGGGUGAAACCGUCUUUUGGAGUGUAAUCCUCAUUGUUUCGCUGGUUGGAAACUCUUUGAUCGCAAUACUCGUUUAUAAAACAGCGACCUUGAGAAAACCCAUAAAUUAUUUGAUCGUAAACAUGGCCAUGUCUGACUUUCUCUUUCCAGUAGUACUGUUCUCCUCACGUCUGGCAGAGUUCCAUUCGUUUUUUAUUGGUGGUUCUGUUGACCAGGCUAUAUGUAAGGUUGUACUUCUGUUAUCAUAUGUUUCCUUCAGUGUGUCGAUGCAGAGCCUUGUUCUGAUCGCAGUGGAUCGAUUUGUAGCUGUGACAUUUCCUCUUCGUUCUCCAUUAAUCAGUCGUAAGGUGUCUUCCUUUCUUAUUCCAGCCACUUGGAUCGUUGCUAUGGCCGUUUAUUCACCAAAUAUACUCGCCUUAAAACACCCAGGAGGAAGGCAAUGUGAAAAUCAUUUGGGAAAGAACCAUUCUCUAGCUGUAUACAUAGUGUUUCAUUACAUCCCUCUUGGUCUGUUAGUCACCUUCUACACUAUCAUCCUCAUCAAACUCAAGAAACAGUCUCUUCCAGGUGAACUCUCAACAAUCGCCGAACAACAGCGCACAAGAAGAAACAGGAAUGUGCUGAAGAUGGCCGUUGCAAUAGUGACAGCCUUUUUACUUUGUUGGAUUCCUUACAAUGUUGGUCAUUUAAUGCAGAUUUUUGCGUCGGGUCUCGCGACGUCUUGUAUUUUCAAAUUAUUCCAUUACGUUGCUUACUUUUUGAUGUGCAUAAACUCUGCCCUAAACCCUGUUAUUUGUGUUACUUUUAGUAGUAAUUAUCGUCAAGGUCUUAAGAGACUUCUGAAAUGUUUUGGUACAGUGCUGGACUGA
Porites evermanni is the source of this 936-nucleotide messenger RNA. NCBI's taxonomy places the organism in Eukaryota, Metazoa, Cnidaria, Anthozoa, Scleractinia, Poritidae. The record is from the annotation of a GenBank genome assembly.